Messenger RNA from Juglans microcarpa x Juglans regia, 1464 nucleotides. Its product is annotated as arogenate dehydratase 3-like. NCBI's taxonomy places the organism in Eukaryota, Viridiplantae, Streptophyta, Magnoliopsida, Fagales, Juglandaceae. Gene Ontology annotation, biological process: L-phenylalanine biosynthetic process. Bases 153 to 1457 code for a protein of 434 amino acids. Gene Ontology annotation, molecular function: prephenate dehydratase activity; arogenate dehydratase activity. The transcript has a single exon. Gene Ontology annotation, cellular component: cytoplasm; chloroplast. The record is from RefSeq and is a predicted model, not a curated record.
AUCCCUCUCUUUUCUCAGCUUGACGUUUCUCAGAACGAGAACUCCAAGCUUUACCCUCUUACCUACUCCCCGCCCUCUCUCUCUCUCUCUCUCUCUCUCUCUGUAGCUUCUCCCCCUUUCUCUGUACAAAAAUUCUUACGCACGCUGUCGCCAUGCAUGCUAUAGCUCCUCCUUCCUCUAAUAAUUUCAAUUGCUUUACUGGUACCGGUGCUCGUCCGACGCUUGCCCGUGUUCGGCGUCGUUUUAUCCAGAGUGUUUACAGGUCCGAUUCCGUCAACUUCCCCAAUGGUGUCGGUUUGAGCAGAGCAGACUGGCAGAGCACAUGUGCCAUUCUCGCCAGCAAGGUCGUCUCCCAAGAGCAACCCACCGAUAAACCCGACACUGGAUCCGGUGUUGCCAACCACUUUCCCGCUGUAAAUGGCCACAAGACAGCAAUUGAUCUCGACCUCGUUCCCAUCGAGACGGCUGACAACAGCAUGAGCAGUAGCAUUAGCAGCAACAACAAGCCGCAGCCGAAGCCGCUCACCAUAACGGAUCUCUCCCCAGCUCCCAUGCACGGUUCGCAGCUCCGUGUCGCUUACCAAGGCGUUCCCGGAGCUUACUCGGAAGCCGCCGCCGGAAAAGCAUACCCGAACUGCGAAGCAAUCCCCUGUGACCAGUUCGAAGUUGCUUUCCAGGCCGUGGAGCUUUGGAUUGCCGAUCGUGCCGUCCUCCCAAUCGAGAACUCCCUCGGUGGCUCGAUCCACCGGAACUACGACCUCUUACUCCGCCACCGGCUCCACAUAGUCGGUGAGGUUCAAUUACCGGUACACCACUGUCUCUUGGCCCUACCGGGUGUUAGAAAAGAAUACUUGAACAGAGUGAUAUCCCACCCUCAAGCCCUCGCACAGUGCGAGUUGACCCUCACCAAACUCGGCCUCAACGUGGCACGGGAGGCCGUAGACGACACCGCUGGAGCGGCCGAGUUCAUCGCCGCCAACAACCUACGCGACACGGCGGCGAUUGCGAGCGCACGCGCUGCCGGUCUGUACGGCCUGAACAUUUUGGAGGACGGGAUCCAAGACGACUCGAGCAACGUGACCCGGUUCGUGAUGCUGGCCCGAGAACCCAUAAUCCCAAGAACGGACCGGCCAUUCAAGACGAGCAUAGUGUUCGCGCACGGGAAGGGGACGUCGGUGCUGUUCAAAGUGCUGUCUGCAUUCGCGUUCCGCAACAUAAGCCUGACGAAGAUCGAGUCGAGGCCGCACCGGAACCGACCGAUACGGUUGGUGGACGACGCCAACGUGGGGACGGCGAAGCACUUCGAGUACAUGUUCUACGUGGACUUCGAGGCUUCAAUGGCGGAGGUUAGGGCACAGAACGCGCUGGCGGAGGUGCAAGAGUUCACGUCGUUCUUGAGGGUGCUCGGUAGUUAUCCCAUGGACAUGACUCCUUGGUGCCCUUCCGGGGGAGAUUAGCAAAAAU